CCUCUCAGCCCCUGAACGACGGUAUCCGAUGGCAAGACCAAGAAAGUCGAUACACUAUGUAUCCCUGUCCAAUGCGGUACACGGGUGCGCACCGACCCUUUUAUUUAUUUACUCCCAAGACACAGCAGCAUGGCGCUACCGCCUUCACAAAGGCGGCCACCCCCAACUAGUCCUAAUUCACUACUACCUCCCAUCCGUAAAUCCCAUCGAGAUCGUCCCACCUCUCUUCAACAAUUCUGUCAGGCACUACCCACUACGACAGAACACGGACCCUCCUAUAUAUGUCAUGGGCGCGCCGCGAAAGGGCGGGUCAAAAAGCCUUCCCACACCCUGCAGAUCCGCAUCAAGGCGGUAUGCCCCAAGUAGGAAUGAACCCACAGGCGAUGAUAGCG
Messenger RNA from Suillus subalutaceus, 392 nucleotides. RefSeq lists its product as uncharacterized. The annotation marks the transcript as partial. The transcript is spliced from 5 exons. The record is from RefSeq and is a predicted model, not a curated record. Lineage: Eukaryota; Fungi; Basidiomycota; Agaricomycetes; Boletales; Suillaceae.